Messenger RNA from Bathycoccus prasinos, 5229 nucleotides. RefSeq lists its product with no specific name. NCBI's taxonomy places the organism in Eukaryota, Viridiplantae, Chlorophyta, Mamiellophyceae, Mamiellales, Bathycoccaceae. Gene Ontology annotation, biological process: mRNA export from nucleus. The record is from RefSeq and is a predicted model, not a curated record. The transcript has a single exon. Bases 1 to 5229 code for a protein of 1742 amino acids. Gene Ontology annotation, cellular component: cytoplasm; transcription export complex 2; nucleus.
AUGUGGGGAGGCACUGACACGAAUAAUAAUACGAGUAAUAACAAUACGAGUACUAGUAAUAACACCAACUCGCAAUGGAAUCAAUUCGGUGGAUUCAAUCAAAACAAUCAACAACAGAACGCGAACGCUCCUUCUCCGUUUGGGAUCGCAACGACCCCCGCGAAUAACAACACGAACAACGCGACGACGUCGACGACGACGGCGGCGGGAGGUGGAGGUUUCAACAGCAGUCCUUUUGGUGGUUUCAAUCAACAACCUCAACAACAGCAGCAGCAGCAGCAGCCAGGAAUAGGAAUAGGAAUAGGCGGAGGAUUUAAUGCACCUUCUUUGUCGUCUCCGUUUGGGGCUUCUGCGAGUGUGAAUGCGAACAACAGUCCUUUUGGUGGUAGCGGCGGUGGAGGUACCGCGACUGGUUUUGGAAGCGCGAGUUCCGGUUUCGGUAUUCCCGUCGCGACGAUGACGACGACGACUGCGGGAGCGGUGCCAGCGUCUCCGUUUGGAGGAGGGUUUGGAACGACGGGUGGAGGAGGAGCCGGCGGAUUUGGAUCGUUGAAUAUGCAGAAUGCGAAUAACAACACCAAUAGUCCGUUUGGAAAUACUACCACUACUGCCGCUGCUAGUACUACGCCUUUUGGUGGUGGAAGCGGCGGUCUUGGAUCCACAUUUGGGGGAGGAAGCGGACCUGCUACGACUACUGCGAACAAUAACUCGCCGUUCGCCGCAAAUCCAUCGCCGUUUAGCUCGAUACCGUCAUCUGUUCCUGCUAAUACAAGCAGCAAUCCGUUCGGAAGUGGAGGUGCGAAUGCGAAUACGAGUGGACUCUUUGGCGCGCCGGCGUCGAAACUGGCUCAGCAAAAUUUGAACGUGAACGCGUCUCCAUUUGCUCCCGCGACGGCAAUGCCGUCUCCGUUCGCUCCGUCUUUGUCGUCACCAUUCGGUGGUGGAAACGCAGCCGCUACGAAACUAGGAGGAGAGAAGAAGGAAGCGCAAACACAGAACCAAUCCACUUUCGGAGGAGGAUUAAUGGGUGGCGGAAGCUUUAACGACGUGAAAACGACGGCGUCGGGAUUGAAAAUUCCAACGCCCCGGACACAGAUUGGUGGUGAUGGUGGUGGUCUUGCUGCUACUGGAAUAGCACCGGCUGCUACUGCAACGCCUUCAUUUUCCCCUUUCCUUAGCGGCGGAGGCACAAAAGCAUCCGCACCUCCCUUACCGAAGACUGCACCUUUCGGUGGCGGCAUGCAAGGAUCGUCUCUUUUUGGGAAAACGCCACCUCCAAAGCAACAGAUGAAGAUGACGGCUUCCGCGAUUGACGAUUUCGGGGAUGACUUACACAAAGCGACGUCUGAAAGGCACAUCACGGGCACGUGUAACGAAAUGUGUCCAACAUCCGAGCUUCAACGACGGAGCGAAGAAGGCGACUUGGAACUUUUCGAGCGCGUGGAUGGAUCGAAUAGAAAUAAAACGUCCGUCGGUUUGUGUUGCAAAAAGUACACGCGCAUUGUAGACGGCGUACAACCAGACAUGGUGAGAACUAAAUUUGGUUUGGCGAAAACAAUGACGCAUCUGUGGCGUAUUCUCGAUGAAAGACCCGAAGCGUUUGUCGUAAAAUCAAAGUUUCUUUGGGAUCGUUUGCGCUCUGUUCGACAAGAUUUAAGUUUGCAGCAAAUGUACGACGCGUUCGCCGCGAGCGCUUUGCAACAGAUGGUCCGCUACGCGAUAAUUUCUGAGCACGAAUUAUGCGAGGACGCAGCGACGGCAAUAUCUCCUGACGGUCACAAUUCGCAUUUGAACGUCGAGCAACUCACGAAGACGUUGACGACGUUGCGUCACAUAUACGAUGACCAUCGCGCAAAGCAGCAAGCGUUACCGCUCGAUCACGAGGCUGAAAUGUUUGCGUUGCAACUGUUGUUGCGCAUUGACUCUCACGGAAGAUAUUCCGUGUCCACGCAUGAAAUGCUCGGCGAUUUAAGAUCGGCCAGAAAUGCGAUAUUAAAUCACGCAUUGGUCAAUUUUGCUUUAGAAUGCAGAAGCGCGUACAUCGACGUGAACUGCGCGAAAUUUUUCAAGUUGGUCGAGAAAGCAAAUUACGUACAAAAGUGCGUUCUGCACAAGUAUUUCGUCAAAAUGCGUUCUAAAACGCUCGAAAGGUUCAACCAGAGCAUGGCAAAAGGUCCGUUCCCAAUCAAAGAGCUCGCGCGGAUUUUCCGUGCGAGCGAAACGGAAACGGAGGCCUUGUGUUUGCAUCACGGUCUGAGCGUUGUUCUGCAUCGAGAGGACGGGAAGUGUGUCGAGUUUCGCACAACGACGUUUUCGCAUCCAAGCGAAGAUUUCGAGACGAAAAAGUCGCCCCUCGUGAGAACGAAUAUCAAUCACAAAUAUCGACAGUUUAUCGUUAGACACGAUGAAAUUGCUUCGGAAGGUAAGGUUACGGAGCAACUGCCGGUUGGGCAACAGCAGCAGUUACAGCAGCAGCAGCAGCAGCAGCAGUUACAGCAGCAGCAGCAGCAACAACAAUUUCCCGAGCUUACAAAGAAACAAAAAGAAGCGCAAGAACUGCGAGAGAAGAUCCAAAGAGUCGAAGCGGAACAAAAACGCGCGAAAGCUGCAAUUGAAGCGAAGAAGGCAGAGGAAGCCCGCCUGGCGCUCGAGGCAACGAAGCGCGAAGAAGAAGCUCGCGCAAAGGCUGAAGCAGAACGCAAAGAGAAAGAACGCAUAGAAAAAGAACGCAAAGAAAAAGAAGCACAAUUGAGACGAAAACAAGAAGAAGAGCGCAUUCAUCUCGAAAAGGAGCGAGCUGAGAAAGAGCGCGCCGAGAAGGAAGCAGCGGCGAAGAAACGCGAGGAAGAGAUUCGGGAGCGCAAAGAAAAGCUUGAACGCGAGUAUCGAGAAAAGCUGGAGCGCGAGCGUCAAGAGAAGGAACGAAUACGUCUGGAAGCUGAAAGAGCUGAACAGUUACGUUUAGAAGAAGAACGGAAGAGGCGCGAAGAGGCAAGACGUCAAGCUGAACUGGCGCGAAGGAAAGCCGAGGAAGAACGCAAAGAGAGAGAACGAUUGGAAGCGAUUCGAUUGCGCCGAUUUCGGAAGAAUCGAAAAGCGAUUUUACAACUGUUCUUGUGGCGUUGGCGAACAAGAAAAGACGAGAGAAUCGCGACGAGGAGGAAAGAGAAAGCCUUGUCCAUGAUGUCAUCGUCACCUUCGACGUUUGCCUCUCCAACCUUUUACACUCAACAGAAGCAGCAAGCUCCGGCGAACGACGAUCUGCGUAACUUGCUCAAGAAAAGAAACGUUGAGUCGUCGAUACCGACGGAAACAAGAAGCAAGAGAGAAGAAAAAGAUGGAGCGUACUUUCGCGCGCUCGCAAUACAAACGACGACGCUCGUUGACGUCUCUUCCUCGUUCGCGAGACCGCUCGAUGUGCCGAAAAUUUUAGAAUCCACUCGCGCGUUUGCCGCACCCGGAAAAGGAGAAGCGAGACAGACGCGCAUUUGGAAAUUAGUUCUGUGUAGUGGUGCGGAAUACGAACCUCCUUCUGUACACAGAGGUACGAGAUCACCAAAUGCUGUUGCCGUCGCGGCUUGGUUGCGCGCAAAAUUAUCCAAAAGCGCGGCGGCAACGAACAAAAGUAGCGAAGAAGAAGGCACAGUUCUAGCGUCGUACGCGUCAAAGCUUUCAAUGCGAGAGCCGUUUCACUGGAUAAUUAUCAGAGACAUUCCGGGUAAAUCAUGGACGCCACGUUCGCAACAAGACGAAGAAAUGGAAGAGCAAAAGUACGAGGAACAAGUCGCCGGUCUCUCCGCCGGCUGCUUUGUUCUCGAUUGCUCGUCUUUAUACGAAAAUCCGCGAACGAAAAUGAAGGAAAUUUCGAGAAACGAAGUGCAUCGAUUGAAACGUUUCGCCGCCGUGACAAAGCGUGGAAAUGCACCACUUUUAGUCAUCGCUGCGUCAAGUAAAGAUCACAGCACAAGUUCAUCUAAGAAAUUGAUCGAAAAAGCGUUCAGAGAGGCGGGAGUUCCAUCGUCAGCGUUGAUUAUGCGCGUGGACGAUGCGUUGGCGCGCUUUUCCUCGGCGGCGGCGUCCGGAGGAGAGGAAUCUACGAUGGAGAAGAAAGACGCCGCGUUCAUUGAAAAAAUCAAUCGCGAACUCGAGAACCAAAUCAAAAGAUGCGGAAAGGCGUUCACCGGUAUUCCAAAUCGCGUGGAAACUUCGCUCGCGGAAGUGCUCGAACACGAAUUUGCCCCCGUCGCGACCGAUUUCGAACGAAAAGUAUUGGCAGAUUCUUCAAACGCACGAGACGCUGGGGAGAAUCCUCCCUCCUUGACGGACUUCAAAAUCGUCGUCGAUUGUUUCAACGAAGCCAUCGAUAACGUGAAGAGAAAAAUUCGAGAGGCGUGCGAGGAAGAUAACGAUUUCUGGCCGUACGUCGAGUUAUCGGGCGCGUACGCGAACGAAGAGAAGAGAAUAUUCUUUGAGAAUGUCCCUGAUCCGCUUUGGCGUAAAGAUGUGCCGUAUUUGAUCGACCAACUCGAAAGGGCAAAACUUCCGCGACCGCCGGUGGAUUCGUCGGAAAACAACAAAAACUUUUUUGAAACCUUAUCUCGAUACGUUUCAGUGUUGGAAGACUCGGAAUUCAUCGGCGCCGCGAGACGACAUCUCCAACGCGCUGGAUUUGAUUGCGUGCGAACGGCGCUUUCGCUGUGUGAAUCGCGAGCGCUCACUUUGCACGCGAGCACGUCUGAUGUGAAAGCGUACGUCCGAGACGACGCGUAUACGCACUCGUUGCUUUCCUUGAGUAGUAAGAAACGUACGAACGAAAUUGGAAGGAGUACUAUGAAGAAACGUAGGCAAAGUCCUCUCUCGUAUUUAUCUCCAACGCGGUCGGCUGGAUAUCCAUCAAUCUCUUUGCACUUCCCCACAACUGCUGGCGAAAUCGAAGAAGAAGAAAGAUUUCCUCACAUAAUCAAUAACCAUCAUCACGACGACGACGACGACGACGACGACGACAAUACUCUCAUCGACGAGCGCGACGAAGAUAAUCGAGAAACCGCCGAAGAAAACGCGCUUCGGAAUCUGGUUCGCGCCGAAGUCGCCGCCGCGGACGCCUUCGAGCGAUCCUUCGCGAUGCCAAAGAAAAAGCCGCGAUUACACGCAGACGCCGUCCAAGACUUUACAGAAAAGCUAAGCGAAGAGUUGCACGCAGAGGCAAAGCUCAGAGCGCUCUUUUCGUGA